AUGGCAGGACUAGUCGCCAUCAAUGUUAUUGGAGUAGUUGGCGGACUACUCGGUAUCUUUCAAUUCGGCAAGGAUAAUUUCGCGGAUAAAGGUAAAGGACCAUCAUCAGUGCUCAGAGUGCAGUGGGACUUGACGUUAAAGGAGGACUCAGCAACGGUGGAGGAGAUCUUCCCGACGUUCGACUUUGGAAUGAAGCUGGAGAAUUUCUCGGAAUGCACGCUGAUCCAGGCAAGCUUAAGUCUGGAAUAACGUCCGACAUUACCAUUAAACACAAGGAUGGCAACGGACAACAGCCUACCUAUGCCUUGUUCUCCGCCAACAAUGGUGCCGUUUGCAUUGCAUACGUAUCAAUCACCUUUCCCGAUGAUAAUAAAUAUGCUUGGGUAGCCGAUUGGGCCCAAGAAUGCAAGUCAAGUGCCACAUGGUAUUACUCCAAUCUCUACGUAGAUGGUGGAAAACAUCAAGUAUGCCUUCUCAAUGGAAUCCAAAGCUUCUUUAUGCUAAUCAUUCAAACAGCCUCCAUGCCUUUGGAUUGACGGCAACGGUGACCAACCGCAAACCGGCUUCCAGCUCCACUGGCCAGAAUUCAAGUCGGAUUCCAACGGUCCACCACCAAAGAAUGAGCAAAAAGCAAAGAUCGACUAUCUUUGCAAUUCCGGCCCACCAUUCAAGUUGCACUACAGCCGCGAUCCAAGCAGUGUUAACUACUGGCUACCCAAGAGCAAGAGACAGGCUCAUACCCGUGAUUUCCCUUCCCCUAUCUCUACCACUCAAGCCUACUCCAAGAACGGAACAUUAGUUGCCCGCCCUCAAACUUCAGCACCAAAAUACAUUUUCACCGUCCCUUCCAAUACAGCUGCCAUCAAACCAAUCAAUGCAACACUACCAGCUCACAACCCUCACUUCAACAGACUCGUCAUGAGUGACAGCCAGAACCAUGCUGCCCGACGUCUCUUCGAGAGUAAGACUUCUGUUGGUCCUGAUUUCAUUAACGUGGCUGAGGGAAUUUUCUGCUGCAUGACCUCCAAGAAGACUUAUCCUAUUUGCGGACCUGGCAAUGAGGAUAGCUGCUUCAAUUUGGAAAUCAAGUCUUUGGUUUUUGGAGGGAAGGCUGCUAGGGAUACCCCUUAUACUGGAACGGUCGAUUGGACUUCUUCUACCUCCUUCAAGGCUUAG
Hymenoscyphus albidus is the source of this 1176-nucleotide messenger RNA. Lineage: Eukaryota; Fungi; Ascomycota; Leotiomycetes; Helotiales; Helotiaceae. The record is from the annotation of a GenBank genome assembly.